CUCCACUCCACAACAAGUCCAGGCACAAACCACACACAAUUACAUGCUCGACUAUCCAAUCUACUAUGUCUACCUUGCGAGACCGGACACACUGUACUACGACAACGGGAAAUGAAAAAAAAAAAUCCCACUCCCCAUGUCUCAACGGUGGGAUUGCAGGCUGCAGCUGGGCUAGCAAGCUGCUACUACGUAGCCGCCCCAAGGAAAAAAGGGGGUUCGCAUUUUAGCAGCCGUACUACGUAUUGUAGGGUUUGGCGAGAUGAUACCACAUCUGUCGGGAUAUGUCAUCUAUAACCUCCUUUUCGAGGCAGAGACCCUAUUUCAUUGUCUAAAGGCUAUCGGCCUAGGUUUCAGGAUUGGAAAAGCUACUAGCCCUCUGUGAUCUGAUUCAAGAGAAUGCGAUGACUACAAAAGCAUCUUCACAACUGGCGUCAUGAAAGGAUGAGACAGAGCAAACUCC
Aspergillus fijiensis CBS 313.89 is the source of this 460-nucleotide messenger RNA. RefSeq lists its product as uncharacterized. The coding region runs from base 66 to 227 and encodes 53 amino acids. The record is from RefSeq and is a predicted model, not a curated record. The transcript has 2 exons. Lineage: Eukaryota; Fungi; Ascomycota; Eurotiomycetes; Eurotiales; Aspergillaceae.